GGUGGAGGGGGGGAGAGACUGGCAGAGACCGGAACUGUAUCCCGGGGAGCGGUGAGAGCUGAGCCCGAGCAGCCCCGGGGGUGGUCCGCAUCGCACAUCGUUCCUUACCCUGUGAGGGCAUGAUGCGCUGGUAAAUGUGUCACGCCCUCCUACGCACUUGAAAUGUCUGACGCAUCCAUCUCAGGGAGUGAGCCAGAGUUGGACCCAGAGGACAUGGAGGAGGAAGGUAAUGAUGAGGAUGAUGAUGAAGAUGAGGAUGAUGAGGAGGAAGAAGAGGAGGAGGAGGAAGAAGAAGAUGGUGAUGGUGACGAUGAAGAUGGAAUGGAAGAUGACAAUGACGGUGAUGAUGAGGAUGACACAAAUGAUAAAAAAGAGAAGUCUCAAAGUGCAGCAUUGGGAGCAGACAGCUCUGAGCAAGGUGAAGGUGAAGAAGAUGAAGGCGAAGGAUGGAAGCGCUCAACUACCUCAGGACAGAGUACAAAAGUAUCAACAAAUGAAGAAUCGAAACAGAAGCGGGCACAAAAGCCUUCCCACAUGAGAAGAAACAUCAGGAAGCUGCUCCGGGAGGAUCAGCUAGAAGCUGUGACCAAGACUGCUCAGCAAGAGGAGUUAGAGCGAAGAAAACGUCUGGAGCAGCAGAGGAAAGAUUACCCUCUGCCUAUCAUCCCGACCCUGCCAGCUGUGCCCCUUGACUUUCUGAAUGAGGAAAUUGAGUUGAGACCAGCAGAUGUGUCACAGCUCGUGAGCAGUCAAGAAAUUAUAUGUCUGGAUACAAGUAGCGGUGAUAGUGACGAUGACUCAAAGGAAACUAUGCACGGCCUUAAGGAUGAAAUAAUAGAGCUGAGCUCUGGUGAGGAGGAGUCUUUGCACAUUGUAGAUAGCGGAGAGUCCACCAAUGAUGCUGAUGAAGAUCUAGGUACAGAAAACAGUGGCUCACAUGUCAACGAUGCUAUGAACCUACCAGAUGCGUUAGGUCGUGUCUUGGUUAAUAUCAAUCACCCACCCAAUGAAAAAGACAUUUUCCUGGCUCCACAGCUUGCACAGGCUGUUAAACCUCACCAGAUUGGAGGGAUCCGCUUCCUGUAUGAUAACCUUGUCGAGUCACUGGAGAGAUUCUCCGGCAGCAGUGGGUUUGGCUGUAUCCUAGCACACAGUAUGGGUCUGGGAAAAACCCUGCAGGUCAUCUCCUUCCUGGAUGUGCUUUUCCAGCACACACCGGCCAAGACUGUGCUAGCAAUUGUACCGGUGAACACCUUACAGAACUGGCUGGCCGAAUUUAAUAUGUGGCUUCCUCCAACUGAAUCCCUGCCUCCUGAUCAUAACUCUCAGCUGAUCCAGGGAAGAGCAUUCAAAGUCCAUUGUAUGAGUGACGAACACAAGACAACGGCAGCUCGAGCCAAGGUUGUUAAUGAGUGGUCAACAGAGGGUGGUGUUCUGCUAAUGGGAUAUGAGAUGUACAGGCUUCUUUCCCUCAAGAAGUCCUUCACUACUGGGAGGAAGAAAAGGAGUAAAAAGGCAGCAGGGCCUGUGAUUAUAGAUCUGGAUGAAGAGGAUCGGCAGCAGGAGAUGCUAAAAGGGAUAGAGAAAGCACUGUCACGACCUGGCCCAGAUGUGGUGAUCUGCGAUGAAGGUCAUCGUAUAAAAAAUUGCCAUGCGAGCACAUCGCAGGCUCUGAAAAACAUUCGGUCUCGGCGGAGGGUGGUGUUGACAGGUUACCCCCUGCAGAACAAUCUUAUUGAGUACUGGUGCAUGGUUGAUUUUGUGCGACCAGACUUUUUGGGUACCCGUCAGGAAUUCAGCAACAUGUUUGAGAGGCCCAUACUAAAUGGACAGUGUACAGACAGCACCCCUCAAGACAAACGACUUAUGAGAUACCGCAGCCAUGUGUUGCAUAGUCUUCUAGAAGGCUUUGUACAAAGACGUGGACACACAGUGUUGAAGGCCCAGCUCCCAUCCAAAGAGGAGCAUGUCAUACUGGUGCGUCUGUCUUCCAUCCAGCGGGCCCUAUACACAGAAUUCAUGAACCGUUUUCGUGAUGCAGGGAACAGUGGCUGGCUAGGCCUCAACCCACUUAAAGCUUUCUGUGUUUGCUGCAAGAUAUGGAAUCAUCCUGACGUACUUUACGAAGCACUCCAAAAAGAGAACUUGGCAAAUGAGCAAGAUCUGGAUGUAGACGACCUUGGCACAAACACCCGCUGCCAGCCUCAGAAUGCUAAGGUCAAGAUGGAGCCUGGAACACUAGGGGCAUUCAUGGGAGAGUCCAACAGCAAGCUGCUGCAGGGGAUGAGCCUGAAUCCCACCCAGGAAAAAGCCAAUCAAGUAGUCACCUAUGAGUGGGCUAAAGAAAUUCUAUAUGAUUAUCAGCCGGGUCAGCUGCAGAACUCGCCCAAGAUGGUUCUGUUAUUCUACUUGAUUGAAGAGAGUAUGAAAAUGGGUGAUAAAAUUCUUGUUUUCAGCCAGAGCCUGUCCACAUUGUCCAUCAUUGAGGAAUUUCUAGCUAAACGACCAAUGCCAGCCCGUCAAGAGACUGAUGAUCAAGAGAAUCAAACUUGGGUUAGAAAUAUCAACUAUUAUCGAUUGGAUGGAAGCACCUCUGCCACGGAAAGGGAGCGAUUAAUAAAUCAGUUUAAUGACCCUAAUAACAAAAAUAUUUGGCUCUUUCUGCUGUCCACGCGUGCUGGAUGCCUUGGUGUGAACCUGAUUGGAGCCAACAGAGUGGUGGUGUUCGAUGCCUCCUGGAACCCAUGUCAUGAUGCCCAGGCUGUGUGCCGAGUGUAUAGGUAUGGCCAGAGGAAGCCUUGUCAUAUCUACCGGCUAGUGUCUGACUUCACCUUGGAGAAGAAGAUUUAUGAUCGUCAAAUUACCAAGCAAGGAAUGUCUGAUCGUGUGGUUGAUGACCUGAACCCCGAGGUGAACUUUACCCGCCGAGAGGUGGAGAACCUACUGCAUUUUGUGGAAGAGGAACCAGAUGCUUCCCGUCAGAAUUUGGACACUUCCAAAAACCAUGAGACCGUCCUGCAUCAAGCCUGCCUUCUGUACCCAAACCUCAUCACCAAGGAGCCUUUCCAGCACGAGUCUCUCCUUUUGGAUCGCAAAGAGCAAAAAUUAACCGCGUCAGAGAAGAAGGCAGCAAAGCGCGGGUAUGAAGAGGAGAAGAGGGCUUCUGUACCCUAUUCACGACCUUCUUAUACUCAGUACUACCCUGCACCUGAUCACAGCCUGGGGAACAUACCUGCUUUUAGUCAGAGGAACUGGCGUCCACUGAUGAAGGGCGAUGACCGGCCUGUUGCAAGCGUUCGUCCUUUGCAAUCUACUCCUAUUCCCAUGAUGCCACGGCAUGUUCCUAUGAGCCAUGGGUCUGCAUCUAACUCAGUUCACCCAUUCAACUUCCCUGUUAAUUACUUGCAGAGAGCUGGAGUCCUGGUUCAGAAGGUUGUAACCACCACAGACAUUGUCAUCCCAGGAAUGACCACUUCCACAGAUGUGCAGGCGCGUAUCAGUGCAGGAGAAAGUAUCCAUGUUAUCCGUGGUACUAAAGGAACUUACAUCCGUACUAGUGAUGGGCGGAUAUUUGCCAUUCGAGCAAGCGGCAAACAGAAGAGUGGGGAAGGAAGACGUGCAGCCACCUCUGGUGCUCAAGGCUCAUCUGGUCCGUUUCUGAGCAAUGGCCGCCAUGCCACUUCCAGUCCGUCUCCACAACAGACAGAAGAUCCUGCGAGACCUCUUUCUCCUGAUAGUCCUGAGAUCCUGAGUGAGCUACAGCAGUAUGCAGAGGCAGCUGUUGCUCGAGGGUCACACACCACUCCCCAGAAUGCAAAUCCAAACAGUCAUCCGCAAGUGCUGCACCAGGCUGUCAAAACACAGCCCAAAAAGCGCAAAGAGCCACCUGAUCAUUCAAGUCGCUGGCAUCCUAAUAAGAGGCACCCUUUUUCUCAAUUGGGUUAUCCUGGUGCAGGAGGCUUUGGUAUGUCAUCCUCUUCAGUGAACCAUGGUCUGUCCCGGAGUGCAAACUCUGUAUACAUGGGAGCUAGUGGUUCAUCACAUUUCCAGCUGCCUUCGUUGCUUUCAGAUCCUCAAUUAAGCCUCCCACUUGUUCCAGAUACUUUAUUAACUCCAUCUUCGGGAGCUUCAUCUGCCCCAAACAACGCUUCACCAUAUCUGCUGCCCCCUGGUUUCCCCCUUCCUUUCACGCAGCCAUUGAUGCCCCAAACCCGGAUGUUUGCCCCAUUCCCAUCUCCACUGCUUAACCGAGGACUCCCCACUAAUAACCCAGCCUCAAAUUUUCCUGGCUACCUCUCUUCUCAAUCUGGCUACCAGGGUGUUACAUCUGGUAGUGCCUCCCGGACCCUUCCACAAGAGGAGGCAGAGGUAGGUUCCAGUGAAGAGGAUGGGAGAGAUGACGAUGUUGUGGAGAUAACAGGGAAGUGAAUAAGCAACCAUGAACAAAACCAUGGGCUUGAGAGGUGGGGCAAAUACUGUGAUUACUUCCACCCCUCUAGCCUCUGUGUUUCAUCUACACUGUGGGCGUUCAAUCUAGACGCUUGUGUGUGGGGCAAAAGCUGUGGACAAGAGAUCUCAUCUACCUGAAAAAUGGGGAAGGGCCACCGUGCACAGGAUCUAGUAGCCACAUGUCAUUCCAAGAGGAGAGAGCAGUGAAAUUUAGUUACCGGCAUCAUCGUAAUCCCUACUAAUUUGCCGCUUCUGCAAAGUUUUGGCACCUCCAUACUGUACCCAGAAGGCAUUUCUAAACUUUCAAAUUCACCAUUCUCUCCUUCCUCCACGUUUUUACGAUAAAAUAAAUGUUGGAUUUCAUCGGUUGUGUUGUAGACAGUCUAGGAGUCUUACUGUCUCCCACCUUGCCAAGAAGGCCUUUUCACUUUCAGAAAUCCCCAUUUCCCAUUUUGUAGUAAGAUCAGGUUUGUAGGUAUUUCCAGAGAUAAAAUAAUACUAGCCUUACUGCUAUGAUGUCAGUUCUUUUACACAAAUCAAGUGUUUAUGUUUUACAUUAAAGAAGGCUGAACUUUUGGCCUUAGGCUCUGAAAUGCAGGAGAUAAAAUGUUAAAGGGGAGUAUCUGUUCACAAUACUGACCCCUUUCUUUCUGUCCUUCUUUCUUUUUCUUUCGUUCCUUCUUUUCCCAUUAUGCUGAUGUGCACUGAAUUGUGUCCUCAAAAAUGUUAAAUUGAAAUGUCUUUUGUCCGAAAAUAUCUACAUUCAUGAGUGGAAAGAAACAAUAUUGUUACUUUUCACUCUACAAGGAAAAUCCAAUUCCUUGAAUUCAGGUUAUUCUUCUGGCAUUCAGAAGUUUCCAAGAUUGUGUGCAAAGGGUCCCCUUGGGAACAAUACGAAGCCCACUCAUUCCGUUUCCCUUGCUCAGCAGUGAAAAGGGCUUUGAGAUUAGUUUUAUAGCAUUGUAUAGUAUCCUGGCCAGUCAUAAAUUAAACAAUAUUCCCCUAUCAAUUUUUUUUAAAUAUUAAACACAUUUUAAGACUUUAUUUUUUUUUUAUUUUUUUUUUUUAAAUACUGCACAAGAAAAAAAAAAAAACAAGGUUCCAUGAUAUGUUUACCCAGUAACCUCUAGAGGGGAUUGAUUCACCUGCCAUUCAAUCUAAUGCAUGUGACAUAAUCUUUGGGUGUGAAAUGCAUUGUCACUGGUAUAACAUUAAAAAGAAAAAUGACUUAUUUUCAGUAUGAGCUUAUCCAGAAAACCUUUAUGUAUGUGUUCUAUCCCAAUAAUGUUUAAAGCCUCCAAGCCUUUGAGGGCUGUAAGCAGGCCUUGAUUUCCAUACUUUGGCAACAGUCCAUCAAUCUGAACACUAGAAACUGAUCAACUCUUCUAUGGCUUAAGCAGUAAUAUCCAGAAAUCCUGGCCUGGCUGCAUACCUUGAGGCCAGGGAUGUUAUGCUUGUUUUUAUCCUGUCCACAAUGACACUUUUACAGUCUGAUAAAAGCAAGAGGAAAUUACUGUGUAUCAAAUUCUGUUGUACUAAAGGUUGGUUGACUUAAGUUGCAACAACCACUUAAUAAAGAAUAGCCAACAUGCCUGGGGUUUUAAAAAUACAUCAUGUAGAUCAGGAUCAAGCUGCCUAUGUUAUGCUGCCAUCUGUGAACUAAAACUACCAUACUGAUUAGUCACCCUGCCCAGGAGCUUAGCGUUAUGGGUGUUGUAGUUCAGCUGAUGAGGCCAAGACUGUCUUGCUGUUUAGAUCCUACUGCUUUGCAUAACCAGGUUGUGUAUUUUAAGGGGCUCUGCAAAAUGCCAUAUUGCCGUUUUACAAUGGAUCAUCCCUUGAAAUAAAAUGUGAAAAAAAUUAUAGUAACAUCUAAUCUGCAAUAUGCAUUUUUCUCAGGAGUUCUUAUUUGAAGAGGUGGCCUGAUAAUCCCCAAAUAAUGUUCUAGGUGUGUACACAGAAAUCCAACACCAGAACAUCUAAAUGUUUGCAGGUUGUUUUUUUUUCUGUUUUUAAAUUAAUUUUAUAUUUUCUUUGGUGUCUGUAAAAACGCAUCAAUAAGAACUUUGGCUGCUAAAUCAAAAAGAAAAAAUAAUUGACAAAUGGAAAAUUAUGAAGUGUAGUAGUACUUAUUAGUAUUACUGUGUGAUACGCAACACUGAAUGAUUAAACUUGUCAGGAGAUGGGGAGAACCUACAAAGUGAAAUGCAGAAUAUUGUCUGUUGUCCGCAAUGAUAGGUCCAUGGUUUUGUGAUUUGUGCAAAUUUUAGUUGGUCAAUUGAGCCCUAAAUUCAGUACAAAGCAAACAAUAAAACCACAUACACUAUACUCAGUGUGAUGAUUUUCUCCUCCACCCCUCCCCCUUCCCAUUAUGAACAUGUACUUUGCAUAAAGGGAUGCUGUUAUUAACUCUUUGCCGAAUGUUACUAAUUUUUCACCAUUACUGUACUGCAACUUUAGGGAUUUAUACAAAGAUGACAUUUUGGCUGUGAAAGGCUGCGAUGGCAAUGUACAGAGAUACUCAGGAUUAUAAUACGAUGAGAAAUGGAAAAUUACUUUUCAAAUGAUCACCGAUUCCUGCACCAACUUCUUUUUAGUGUUAUAGCCCUUUAGAUACCAAACUUCUCUCUGGGUUGUGAUAAGAGACAUCUAGCACAAACCUGACCCAGAUUCAUGUGUCAUUAGGAGACUGCAUGAGUUAUGCUACCAGUCAAAGACUAUUUUGGAGCAGUUAUUAGUUGUGCGGCCUGUCACCUGUUUGUUUAUAGGUAGUCUAUUUAUUUCUAUUUUCUUGUGUCCCAUGUCAUUUUUUUAAAAAAAAACAUAUAUAUAUGGGGGGGGAAAAAUAAAAAAAAUAAACACAAGUUACUCGAGGAUGUCAUGUUCGUAAGGCUGAAUGACUGCCUGACUUUUUUUUGUUUUUUGUUUUCUUUUUGUAAAAUAAAUG
Molecule: messenger RNA, 7396 nt
Organism: Pelobates fuscus (common spadefoot toad)
Lineage: Eukaryota; Metazoa; Chordata; Amphibia; Anura; Pelobatidae
Gene: RAD54L2
Product: RAD54 like 2
Exons: 22
Coding region: 163-4428 (1421 amino acids)
Cellular component (GO): nucleus
Molecular function (GO): ATP-dependent chromatin remodeler activity; ATP binding; ATP hydrolysis activity
Source: RefSeq, a predicted model, not a curated record